UUAGUUGUCAUGUCAAGUUUCAAUUCGUGUCGAUUUGGGAAGGCGACACGUUCAAAUUAUUUUUUUAUUACUAUUUAUUAGGUUGUAAUUCCAACGCUAGUCAGACAGAAACUGUGCAAUUACUGGAUUAAUUAUGAUAUAAUAUAAAAAUGGCAAUAUACAUGAGAUAUAUCUUAUUAAUAACGGUGACAUGGCAGGUGGUAGUCGUCUCGUCUCAUGAUCACCUUUUAGAAGGCAUUUAUUGUGGAAAAACUAACUGUUAUGAGGUGCUGGGAGUCACUAGAGACGCUACUAAAAAUGAGAUUGCCAAGAGCUACCGGCAGCUUGCUAAAAAGCACCAUCCAGACAUGCAUAGAUCGCCGGACGCGAAGAAGGAAGCGGAGGAAAAAUUUAAAGAGAUCGCGACAGCGUACGAGAUUUUGCGAGAUGAUGAAGAGAGAGCUGACUAUGAUUACAUGUUGGACAACCCUCAGGAGUACUAUGCCCACUACUACAGAUACUACAGACGCCGCAUGGCGCCGAAAGUGGAUGUUCGUAUAGUCAUUGCUGUGACAAUAACUGUUAUAUCUGUAAUACAAUAUUAUAGUGCAUGGUCAAAAUAUGACACGGCUAUAAAAUACUUCAUGACUGUGCCAAAGUAUCGAAAUAAAGCUCUAGAAAUAGCUAAAGCAGAGAUCAAAGAGCAACAAGGAAGGAAGAACAAGAAAACCAAGUCAGAACAGAAGGAAGAACAGGACAGAAUAAUCCGAAGAGUUAUUGAAGAAAACAUGGAUAUUAAAGGAGCAUAUGCUAAACCUGAGAUCAUAGACAUCUUGUGGAUUCAGUUGAUCAUACUACCUUAUACUAUUGUAGUUUAUAUUUAUUGGUAUUUGCGAUGGUUCUGGAAGUUUAUUGUGUUGAAACAGCCAUAUGGAGAAGAAGAAAAACUUUAUCUCAUAAGAAAAUAUAUGAAGUUAGGAAAGCAUCAGUUUGAUGCUUUGGAGGAUGGGGAGAAACAAGAGUAUCUUCAAGAGGAGUUGUGGAUAAAAGAGAACUUUGUAGCUUGGAAAGAAGUGAAGGAUGAAGAAGCUAAAAAAGCUCUAGCGGAAAAUAACAAAUACAAACAAUACAGGAGGUACAUCAAGCAACAUGGUAUUGGAAGGAUGACUUUUGACGACUCAUGAUAGUUAUUGGCAUUUCCUAAUUUAUUUCUUGUUAUACUUAAUGAAAUGGGAAUCUAGUUUUUACUCAACAAAAUUGUGUACAUAUUUAUAAUUGUUGUGACCAAAAAUAUAAUCUUCAAAUUCCAUGUGGCUACUAGUUUAGGACUCUCAUUCUAUUUUAUGUAAAUUUUUAAAAUUUUCAGCUCACUGCUAGUGGUAUAGAAUGUGAUUCGCAAGUCUGGCUGACUUACAAGUCAUAUUCGUGUUUGUAAAACAUCACAUAUUGUCAUCUUACAUAAUAUUACUGUUCUUUACUGUUUUCUCAGUAAGUAAUUCCUUUAUUUUCCAUGCUGAGUCCAUGCCAACUAGGCAAGGGGUGUUGUAAUCUUAAGUUUAAAGAAAAUAAAAUAAAGUUUUACACAAGUUUUUACAUUUAUUUUAGUCUAUCUGUAUCAACAUGUAGUACUACAGUGAUCAAUAAUAUUUAUUCAUACAAUCAUAAUUUACAUUCAUCACAAAUGGCAAUUAGUUAAGGCAUUCUAAACACCCCAGGUGCGCCAAACAACACACACCAAGGCAAGUAAUACAUAGAUUCACAUUAGCAAUCACAUUUUGUCCUUUAACAAUCCUUAACAAAACAAAAUCACAGUCAUCAAUAAAAAAAAUAUCAAAUUUCUUUUUAAAAAAA
Molecule: messenger RNA, 1830 nt
Organism: Plodia interpunctella (Indianmeal moth)
Lineage: Eukaryota; Metazoa; Arthropoda; Insecta; Lepidoptera; Pyralidae
Gene: DnaJ-8
Exons: 1
Coding region: 150-1163 (337 amino acids)
Biological process (GO): protein folding
Cellular component (GO): endoplasmic reticulum membrane
Source: RefSeq, a predicted model, not a curated record